UACAUUUCAGUGGUUGCUAGUCUUAAAUAUGUGGCGCUACAUGUAUAUUUCCUGGCACAUCUCCUCAUUGGAGGAGUCAGCCAUAAGAAAAGGAAGGAAAGAAGGACAUGUAUAUUUCUGCAUAAUGUUUGAAACGUGUUUCUACUGUGGAUGAAUUGUUGACGAUAGAUACGUUUUUAAAUUAUUUACAUACCUAUACUUACUUAUAGUACUAUUUUACAUAUUUUAUGCAGUAUAAUCAAUUUUUAAUGUGAGAAUAUUGUUAAACAUUGGAUAACCUAGAAAAGUAAUAGCGUAUGGACAUUAUACAAAAUGAGUCUUUUUGUAAUAAAUCGAUAUCAGGGAGAAGAUGUGGAAAAACCCAAAGUUGAAGAAGACCAUCUUUCAGCUUUACUGAAGAGAAUUGAGGAUCGUAAAAAGCAGAAAGCUGCUGGUACUGUCAAGGGUAAUGAAAUAGAAAAACGAGAUGUGCAGCAAGAAAAAGGUCCUGUGAAGAAGAAAAGAAAGAAUCAAAAGGUCAUCAAACAGGAGAAUAGUAGCCUUACAGAGCAUGUAAUUACAGAAACUGUAGAACAUGUGAUUGUAAAUAAGUUUGAAACAGAAAGCAUUAAGAAGUCAGUUGAUCCAAUAAAACUGAAGGAUGCGCUAAAUGAAUUAGAAGGCAAGCAGGACUUUAUGGUCUUAGGUUCUGAGUUACAUAAAACAAAACAAUCCAUUAAAAGAGUAUUGCCAGAUUGGUUAGCCCAUCCAGAAAUUAUAUCUGCAGAUUUAAGUAAUAGCCCUGACUUAGAAAAAUUUGAAGCCAUUCUAGAUUCAAAACUUCUUGAAGUUUUAAGAAAAAAUGGCAUUACUAAACUUUUUCCUGUUCAAGCCAGCAUGAUAACGUGGUUAUUGAAAUGUUCCAAAGACAGAAAAAUGGGCUGGUGGCCACGGGAUACAUGCGUGUCUGCACCGACUGGUAGUGGUAAGACAUUGGCAUAUGUAUUGCCAAUAGUCCAGGAAUUACAGUUUCGAUUUGUACCAAAGGUACGCUGUUUGAUUGUUCUACCAGUGCAAGAGUUAGCUGCACAGGUCUAUAAAGUUAUGCUUUUGUACACAGCACAUACAAAUCUCAGAGUGACGCUAAUUUCAGGGGCUUCAUCCUUUGAACAAGAACAAAUGCAUCUUGUAAAAAAAACCGAGAGAGGCCAGAUUAUAAGUCGAGUGGACAUUGUAAUAGCUACGCCCGGUCGCCUUGUGGAUCAUAUUAAAAAAACUGUCGGUUUUUCCUUGGCCGCUUUGCGAUUUUUAGUAAUCGAUGAAGCUGAUCGCUCUACAGAAUGGCUGCAGCAUCUUCCAUCACCUCAUUUAUCAGUACCACCACUUACCGUUGAGAAUUUACGCUCGAGCUCAAAUCGGCCGGCGCAGAAGCUAUUAUUUAGCGCAACCUUAUCUCAAGAUCCUGAAAAGUUAAGUCGACUCGGCUUAUUUCAGCCGAUAUUAUUCACGUCAGUGAUAACUGAUAAAGACGAUGAUGUCGACUUGGAUGCUGACACUGGCGAGUUUGUUGGACGUUACACUAGUCCCGAUGAAUUGACAGAGCUAGCAGUUGAAUGUUCAUCAGAAUAUAAACCACUGGCACUUUUACAACUCUUGACCAAGAACGAAAUAUCAGAAAGAGCAUUAGUGUUUACAAAUUCUGGUGAAUCAGCUCACAGACUAGCCAUUCUUGCCCAGUCUUUUCUCAAUGAAAAAAAUAUUGUAGUUGGUGAGUUAUCAGCACUCUUGGCACCGAAACAACGUGAGGACGUUCUUACAAAGUUUGCUGAUGGAAAAAUUCAAGUGCUUAUAAGCUCAGACGCUCUGGCCCGAGGAUUGGAUAUUCCAGGUGUAAAACUCGUUGUGUCCUAUGAUCUUCCUAAACACAUCAAGGGAUAUAUUCAUAGAGCAGGUAGAACGGGUCGUGCUGGAAUUAAAGGAACUGCAGUGUCAAUCCUGGCUCCUAAUCAAAUAGCUAUGUUUAACAAAAUGUUAACUGCUGCGCAUAAAAAAGUACCAAAUAUCGAAAAAUUGGAAUUGGAGACUUUUGCUGAAUCCAUAGAUUAUCAAGCACACGUUGAGAAAUUAAAAGAAACCUUGAAUAAAAAACAAUCGGAAACAUUACAACGAUUGAAAGCAACAAAGCGUAGACGUGGAAAACAGUCUUAAUAGAAAUUGAUUUCAAAGGAAACUAUUUGUGUAUGUAUUGUUACGGCAACGUGUAAAUAUAUUUACGUACCAUCACGUAGUAUGUCCCAAGUA
Cephus cinctus (wheat stem sawfly) is the source of this 2280-nucleotide messenger RNA. RefSeq names its product ATP-dependent RNA helicase DDX51 (gene Dbp73D). The record is from RefSeq and is a predicted model, not a curated record. Gene Ontology annotation, cellular component: nucleus. Gene Ontology annotation, molecular function: ATP binding; nucleic acid binding. The transcript is spliced from 7 exons. NCBI's taxonomy places the organism in Eukaryota, Metazoa, Arthropoda, Insecta, Hymenoptera, Cephidae. Bases 313 to 2187 code for a protein of 624 amino acids.